UUGACAUCUAGUCGCGAUCGCGAAAUAUCACAUUCUAUAGUAUAUGGUAGAGGAGCGCACGUAUUAUUUACUUAUUUUUAUUUUUUUCUCGAAAAAGGAUCAAGUGUAAAUCGCGUUAUUUGAAAUUAUAACGAGAAGACCAAAACUAUUUCGACGUUGGAUUCGAAAAUCUUAAUUUAGUAUCAUAAUGAUGUUCAAAGACUCAUGUGCUUCCACAAAAAUAUGGGUGUUGUUUGGCAUGAUCACUUUAGUUGUUAGUUUCGAUCAUACGCUAAAAGAUGACUUUCCUGGACCAUAUUGUAGCAGAAUAAAUCAAUGCUGUAACGAUAGACAGGAUGGUUGCUCCCUACCUAUUGCCAGUACGUUAUGCUAUUGCGAUGAAUUCUGCGACCGUGGUCACGUAAGCGAUUGUUGUCCUGAUUAUCGUACAUUCUGCCUGAACGAACCUGCUCCGAUUCAGAGCUGCCUUCACAACGGUGUCUAUUUCCAUAAAUUUAAUACAACACGUGACAAUUGCAAUGAAUGCCGUUGUUUAGAUGGAGGGAUUGUUGACUGCGAUAGGGAUCUCUGUCUAACUGAUGAUAGUCUCAUUAGAAAUGUAAAUUCGAUACAUAGACUUGGCUGGUCGGCUCGUAAAUACGAUGAAUGGUGGGGUCAUAAAUAUGCGGAAGGCUUAACGAAACGUUUAGGCACCAAGGAGCCGACAUAUCGCGUUAAGGCAAUGUCUCGUCUACACAAUAUUGUCGAUCAUUUGCCAAGAAGUUUCAAUUCAAUUGAUAAAUGGGCAUCAUAUAUAUCCGAUGUUCCUGAUCAAGGUUGGUGUGGUUCAUCUUGGGUUAUAUCCACAGCGUCUGUAGCAUCGGAUCGCUUCGCCAUACAAAGCAGAGGCAAGGAAGUCAUUCAAUUGUCCCCGCAAAAUAUUUUAUCUUGUACGCGUAGACAACAAGGCUGCAACGGCGGCCAUUUGGACGCUGCUUGGCGUUAUCUUCACAAGCAAGGCGUUGUCGAUGAAUCUUGUUAUCCCUAUGUUGGCUAUCGGGACGCGUGUAAAAUCCCUUAUAAUAGUCGUUCGCUGAGAAGUAACGGUUGCAGAUCGUAUUCGGGUGUAGAUCGCGAUGAAUUGUAUACUGUAGGUCCAGCCUACUCUCUAAACAAUGAGACUGACAUUAUGGCAGAAAUAUUUAUGUCGGGCCCAGUUCAGGCUACGCUAACAGUUCAUAGAGAUUUCUUUUCCUAUUCCGGGGGAGUAUAUCGUCAUACAGCGGCCAGUCGCGGUAGUCCUGUAGGUUUUCAUUCAGUGAAAUUAAUCGGUUGGGGUGAAGAGCACGACGGCAACAAAUACUGGAUUGCUACCAACUCCUGGGGAACAUGGUGGGGUGAGCACGGUAAUUUCCGCAUAUUGCGAGGCAGCAAUGAAUGCGGUAUCGAAGAUUACGUCCUAGCAGCUUGGCCGAACGUUUACAAUUACUUUAAACCGAAAUCAAUCUCUUAAGAAGAACAUUAAACCUCACAAAAUCAUUUUUAAUGUAAACGCAACUUUUUUUGCAAAUAAUUAAUGAAUGCCCGAAAGUAUUUUAGUUAUCGCUCUUAGAUUUAAAAAAAAAAUACAUAUAUAUAUUUUUUCAAUUUUUAAUCGUUAGCACAUUACGGCGCACAAUACAAUACUUCACAGAAUCGCUAAGUAUUUUUAUGUGAUUUUAGGUAACAUAAUUAUGAAACGUUUUUCUUUCUUUUCUUUUUCAUUUAUAUAUUAAAUUUUAAAUGUAUCUACACAUGCAUACAUAUACAUAACCAUAUUUAUAUGUACAUAUUUAACUAUUGUUAUAUUGCAUUCAUCUCCGAAUCCUUGAAGAAGCAAAAAAAAAAAAACAAAAAAAAAAAAAA
Messenger RNA from Glossina fuscipes, 1884 nucleotides. RefSeq names its product tubulointerstitial nephritis antigen-like (gene Swim). The record is from RefSeq and is a predicted model, not a curated record. Gene Ontology annotation, cellular component: lysosome. The coding region runs from base 188 to 1492 and encodes 434 amino acids. Gene Ontology annotation, biological process: proteolysis. Lineage: Eukaryota; Metazoa; Arthropoda; Insecta; Diptera; Glossinidae. The transcript has 6 exons. Gene Ontology annotation, molecular function: cysteine-type peptidase activity.